Paramecium octaurelia is the source of this 1453-nucleotide messenger RNA. The record is from the annotation of a GenBank genome assembly. Lineage: Eukaryota; Ciliophora; Oligohymenophorea; Peniculida; Parameciidae.
AUGCAAAAACGAUUCUUUAUUGCAUUGUUAACUCUAAUGUUAGUUUAGACUAAAUCAGUAAUGAAAGGUGUUAUUGAAUUUACAGCGCCAAGUUGUUGUGAUCCUAUAAUUAGAAAGAUCACGUUUCCAGAUAAAUUUGCUGAUAUCCCUUAAAUUUUAGUAACGAUUAGAGCCAUAGAAUAUGAUGCAGGCCCUGUUGGAUUUUUCUGUUAGAUUUAAGAUGUGACUGAAUAAGGUAACUACAGAGAAUCUAUGUAGACUUUACAUUCUAAUUGACAGUUCUCCAUGCCACAUUAAAAGUUUUAGCCUAUGAUUAUAUUGCAAUUAAUUAAGAUGAGGUUGAAUUUGGAUAUUUUAAUGUUGAUGCACUUUCAAUGUUGAAGAAAGCAGAAGCUGGAGAUAGAGUCAUACCAUCUUUAUUGACAUUUAAAAGGACAUUUACUGAAGACCCAAUUGUCUAAGUAUUCUUAGUAGGAGUGGAAUCAUAAUCUAAGCUUAUACAGUUCGAAGUUUCUCCAUUAACUGUUUCAUUACAUGGAGUUUAAUUAAAUUUCAAGAAGUUCGGAGAGACUAGCGUCUAGAAAGUCUAAUUGGCAUAUGUUGCUACAUAGUCUAGCAAGGAAUUAGCAUAAUAAGUUACACAUACCGGGUAAAAACAAGCACAUAUUGAACCUGUUGAUCAUAAUGAGGAAUCUCACUCAUCAGAAAAAGCAGAAGAAACCAAAGAGUUCUUAUAAUUAAGAAGCAAACCAAAACUCAUUUAAAUAAAUGGUAUUAAUGGUCUAAGAUUUACAUCAUUGCCAGUCACUUUUAUGUGGUAGGGAGAUUAAAUUGAUCCAACUGCUUUGAAUGUGAAUCUGAGAAUCACUUUGGAUAAAGGAAAUUAGGCAGUCUUGGGAUUGUAUUAUUUCGAAGAGAAAGAAUAUAAGAAAUGUCCUAUUGUUUAUUCGAUGUGUAAUUACUAAGGAUCAAAAGUAUACUUAUGUAAGGAUGUAUCUGAUUUCAAUUCAAUCAUGAGAUUAGCCAAAAGUAUCUAUAUUCCAGAGAAAACAUCAGUGGUGGUCUAUUAAGAUCCAUCUUAUAGUGGAGCAAAGAGCAAGAUUACUAAGAGUAUACCCUGUAUAUCUGAUUGGUUCACUGAUGUGGCUGAAACAGAGAUGUCAGAUAUUAAAUAGUUUCUGUAAAUCAAUUAAAUGAAAAGACACAAAGAUUAGGAAUUUAAAGAAAUCCAUCUAGAUAAUUAAAAGUAAUUGAACAAGUUUAACAUGGUUUAACUACCACGUUGGAAUGAAGCAGGUGAUAAAAUUGAGGUAGUUUAAGCAAUCUUAGAUUCUAAUAGUCCUCCUGCCAAUUCCUAUAAACAAGAGUUAAGUAAAUUAUUCUCUUAAUUAUUUUAGUAUAAAAACUGAAUGAAGAAGAGGAAUCUUUUCUCAAAAAAAGACAAAUUUAUUGA